GAAUUCGAACAAUUCGGCAAUAUUUUGCUAAAUAAGCCAUUUACAAAAGUACGCCCACCCUUCAACACAAUCGACGCUUCCGCGUUAUUUCAAAAGAAUCGAUCGAAUACACUUCAUGCACUUUGUAAACUUGAUUGAUUGAUUGAGUGUGUUGCGAGGUGUAUGUGUUAAAUCUACGUUGUGUCGUUUCGAGAUCAAGAUUUAGAGUUAGGUGGUUCUUUUUUCACACUAAAUCACCGAAAAUUACAAGAGAUUCGUUCACGAUGAGCCGAAAUCUUCAAAGUGAAAAGGAUAAAGAAAAUGAUGUUCACUCAACUCAGUCCAACUUGAAUCUGGCUGGCGGUCGAUCCUCCGGCUGCAACAUGGAUCUGAAACUACAGAACCAGCUGAGUAAAUACCUAUCCCCAGAAUUUGAUGUCAGUAUAAAUGAUGUCGGGGAAAUCGUCAACAUACUUAAUGUCAUCAAGGCUAAAUGCGCAUCUACACCGGAGAAAUUCCGUCUGUUGAUUGGACUGUUGUGUGAAGUGGAUCUGUCAAUAACCAACAUUGAGGAGCACUAUGAGCAGCUGUUAGUGAAGAAUCGCAUCUUUCAUCUGCUGAGGAUGUUUCCUAAUGUUGCUCAUCCGUUGCUCGAUGUCAUUGCCAGGGUAACCAACAGAUGCUGUCCACUCGCCUCUCUGCCGGUCACCAUCGGAAGAAUUGAAGAAGAGAGACAAGCUCGCAACAACAAAUUCCUCAUCACUUGCAACAACACCGUGAUGCCCGGCACGGCACAGUUACUGCAACAUAGCACCUGCCUGAGAUUGUCUGCUCACCAGAACAACCCGACGACAGAAGUGCCUGUAACUGGUAUCCGGCAAGCUGGUGUCUUAUCACCCCAUCGAUUGUCAGUUGUUACUCAACCCACCGCCCACGCGCCAUCGGUUCGUGUUGUGACUGUGACGUCGCCUGCCGGUCAGCCAUUGGUCGGUGGAAAUCAGCUGACUGAGUUUGAUAUGAGUCGCAGGAUGUAUGACCAAGUUCCACCGUCCCUCCUACACUCUUCAUUGCCUGGGGGUGUCGUCAAUUCUUCAGGAGCUAGGGAGUCUCCUACGGACAUCCAGAAACGCAUCUUGCUACAGCAACAGCAGCGCCUACGCCUGCAGCUGGAAUUGCUACAGGCUCAGCGACUACAACAAGCGUGCCUCCGAAAUCUGACUUUCGGACACCAGAAAACAAGCAACGCAGCUGUGUGUACCAUCCCAAACACACCCAUGGCUAUAAUGGAGCAACCCGUGCCAGCAAGCUCCACUGUGAUUGGUCCAUUGAAAUCCUCGGCUCGGCCAAUGAGGAUGACCAGAAGUUGCAGUCAGCUUUCCCAGCAGCCAAUCAGGGGAGCUGUUGGAAACAGACAAAGCGGGCGUGACAUUCAGGCUUUGGAUCUCAGAUCGCCGGAAAGACGGCUGGCUUCUGAAAACGUUUCAAGUAAAAGCAUCACCGCGACAUUGAAUACAAAUUGUGAAACUGUUCCUGAGAAGUUGUCCGUCAAAGCAGCUAAAAAUGAUGAUGAAAGUGGUAAUGCUGAGAAAGAAGAUGCCACUUGUGAGAAGGAAGGCGAAUUGUGUCUGAGUCAAGUUGGUCAACAUUGCAUCAUGGUGUCUGUACGAGAUGGCAGCAAUUCAUCACAUGAGGGCAGUGUUUGUGAGACGAGUACACCACAGAAAGGGUCGGGAUUGGGGGUUGAACCGGCUAAAUGUAAGACGAGGCAGAAACACAGAAAGGGGAGGGCGGGGCAUGGCUGCAGAGGGGCGGUGAUUAACGUGAAGAAGCUAUGUCACAUGCAGGACGCUGAGACAAGUAAAAAGCACAAGAACAACUCAACCGCCAGUCGAGACAAACGCAGCCCAACAGCUGAGACUUCUGUUCAGGAACUUAAACGCAACACUGAAAGUCGACGGGGCCAUGGAUCAUGUGCUGCAUCAUCCAACCUGGCAAAUGUAAACAACAACAGUAAUAACAAAUGUGACAGUGACUCUCAAGAUUGUUUGACCCAGCCCCACGGGCUAAACUCAUCACGAAAACGAAAAUCUAAACGGACCUCGAAAUCUUCCAAACGACAACGAAAAAGCAGCAGUGGAAUUGAUGUGUUGCGUGGAAUAAUAGUCAGUGAUUCCGAGCCAGUAGUGAACAACUCAGCCAUUGCGUUUGAAGCUGGCAAAGAGUCUGUACCCCUUGACUUGUCCUGCACUCUUACACCCACCAAGAACAUGGGGAACUUGACUGCCACUAAUGCCGCUUUCGAACCGACGACUGGGUUGUGGCAACGGAAACCAGACGAUGAACAUGUCAACACGAUAAACCAAUCCCAACGUCAAGGAUUUGAAUUUAGUCAGAUCCCAGAGGUAAGGUCCCCCGAAUCCGCCUAUCUGUUGUACAGCGGCUGUGACGACGAGGCGUGGUACCAGUCCUCGCAGUCUGAUGAGGUGGAUAUUCUAUCCAAUCAGAGCUCGGCAUCCCCUGCUGCGGGCCAAUCAAAUGCCAGCAUGAGCUCGCCAAUGCAACCGGGGUCAUUCUUCGCAAGGCUUGUGCACAGCGAGCAACAGAAGUCCCUUGCUGCAGUUGGAAACGGCACAAGACGUUCUGCCGCAGCAUCUGCUGUUGCUGCUGCAAAAACGGCCCUUCUUCCUGCAGUAAAGCGAAAUUUACCAAGAACCAGACCAGACAAAAAGAAGAACAAGCGUUGAUGGAUGCAAGUCAACAUAGAAAAUGUUGAGCCCUUUUCACACUAGACAAAUCUCAGGGUUGAC
Patiria miniata (bat star) is the source of this 2786-nucleotide messenger RNA. RefSeq lists its product as uncharacterized. The transcript is spliced from 7 exons. The record is from RefSeq and is a predicted model, not a curated record. NCBI's taxonomy places the organism in Eukaryota, Metazoa, Echinodermata, Asteroidea, Valvatida, Asterinidae. The coding region runs from base 264 to 2723 and encodes 819 amino acids.